ACAAAUUUAUGCAACAAAUAUAGCAUAAAUUUUCUCUCUCCCUUAAAUCAUUUUUAAAAUAUAUUCACUUGUCCGUUUCCAGUAUCCAAAAUCCAAAAUGGUUCCUGCUCCUUUUUAAAGAUCUCUCUCACUGUAUGUUCCCAGAUUCUGGAAGAAGAAGAAGAACAAUGGGCAGAGCAACCCGGUGGCUCAAGGGCCUUUUCGGUAUAAAAAAUACAAAAGAUUCCGGUCACCGGAAAGACACCACUCCGUCGUGCAUCGGCCGGUCUCGUCGAGACCCCUCCCUUUCUCCGCCAAUGUACACAAUUCAGUCAGAAGAGGAGCAGAGCAGGCACGCAAUCGCCGUCGCUGCUGCCACCGCCGCUGCCGCUGACGCCGCCGUUGCCGCCGCCCAAGCAGCCGCAGCUGUUGUUAAGUUGACUAGCCAAGGGUUUGUCGGUGGUGGUCGUGAAACUGAAACCUUAGCUGCCGUCAAAAUUCAAUCGUUGUUUCGUGGAUAUCUGGCACGAAAAGCAUUGAGGGCAUUAAAGGGAUUAGUGAAACUUCAAGCGUUGGUACGAGGAUACAUGGUGAGAAAACAAGCAGCUGCUACCUUGCGCAGCAUGGAAGCAAUGGUGAGAGCGCAAUCUAGCAUUUGUGCGCCCAGAUUUCAUGCCAUGAACAAUCUUCAAAAUUCUAAAGAGGGGUUCGAUGAGGCAAGGAGUGAGUACACAACAUCUAUUCACAGCAGAAGGCUGUCAUCUUCUUUUGAAACUUCUCUAAUGGAAGAAAGCCCAAAAAUUGUGGAAAUGGACCCUGGAAGGCCCAAAUCAAGAUCCAGAAGGACCAACACAUGGGGAUGGACACCGGGUUAUGCCAACAACAACCCGAGUGCCCAAAUCCCCUCUUCACCUCAGCGACACCACUCCCCUGCCCGUUUACCCUUACCCAGCUCGCAAAGCCACGAGUUUGAGUGGGCCUCACAUAUAGGGCUUAAUCGGUAUAGGCCCAUCUCUCCAUCCAAGAGUGUGUGCACAGAUGGGUCGUCAAGCAAUCGGAGCUACAUGGCUAGCACCAAAUCAUUUAGUGCUAAGUUAAGGUCUCAAAGUGCACCAAAGCAAAGGCCUGAAUAUGGAUUCGGGCACAAGAAAAAGAUGUCGCUCAAUGAGAUGAUGGAACCAAGAAAUAGUGUAAGUUUCGGGGUGAAAAUGCAAAGAUCGACUUCACAAGCCCAAGAGCCGACUAGUUUCAAGACUGCGGUUUCGGGUAGGCUUGCCAGGUAUUCGACGGAUAUUCGAUGGUGACCAAAGUUGUUUUGUCAAUAAACAAACAUUCAGCUUAAAUGAUUUUAGAGUUCAUCCGAUUGGGAAAUUGUGCAUAAGAUUUGAAGGGGAGAUCAAAUAUGAUUUUAAGAUUUGGGAUUAGAUGAUUUAUUAUAUUAGUAGGUUAUUGUUGAUCCACCUAACAUAUUAUUUACUGAUAUUAUGCUCAUUAUUAAAUGAUGUUUUACUGUUUUAUUCAAA
Molecule: messenger RNA, 1502 nt
Organism: Helianthus annuus (common sunflower)
Lineage: Eukaryota; Viridiplantae; Streptophyta; Magnoliopsida; Asterales; Asteraceae
Product: protein IQ-DOMAIN 14
Exons: 3
Coding region: 135-1283 (382 amino acids)
Molecular function (GO): protein binding
Source: RefSeq, a predicted model, not a curated record